Molecule: messenger RNA, 12488 nt
Organism: Lytechinus variegatus (green sea urchin)
Lineage: Eukaryota; Metazoa; Echinodermata; Echinoidea; Temnopleuroida; Toxopneustidae
Product: protein eyes shut homolog
Exons: 40
Coding region: 191-10903 (3570 amino acids)
Biological process (GO): establishment or maintenance of epithelial cell apical/basal polarity; heterophilic cell-cell adhesion
Cellular component (GO): protein-containing complex; plasma membrane
Molecular function (GO): calcium ion binding
Source: RefSeq, a predicted model, not a curated record
UUACCGCACUCAUUAUUAAUUCGAAGCGUCUGUGACAACGGCCGGCUGAAUUGAAUUUGCAAAUGCCGAUAAUUAUUUUGAUUCAGAACUUCAACUUUCUUUGGAGACAAAUGAUGGCAAAAUAUUGACAUUCACUCCUGGAGAUACUUAAUGAACAGAGUCAUGAGAGUUUCUACACUUUUCCUCAAUCAUGGCUCCAAUAGACUUCAAAAGGUUAGAGAAGAGAUCAAGAUUGCAAGUACAUGUAUCUCAGCAACUUGGCAGUGUCAUCCAAAACUUAAUGGUAUUGAUAUUGCUUGUUCAUACAAGCACAGGACAGUUCUGCCAAAGGAGUAGCCUUGUCACCUGGCACAAAAACACAGAAAUUGUCAAUAUCUCCUGGUCCUUGGAAAAUGUGUGUGAUUCAUAUGAGGAUUGCUAUGGUUCAACUGACACAGGGGUCAGCAGACCAAUUGACCACCAGCUCUGUCCAGUUGAGAUCCAGGACAAUGAUCGACUGGUGAUCCUACCACCGGCCAUAUCAUCCCAGAGUGCUCUACCUGUCAAUGUUAGUGAGAGUGAAUUUGAAGUUUGCCCAGGUGAUACUUACCCAUCUUCUCAGUGGCUUAUUCCUGCUGCUUCUACAUCUCCCUUUGAGGUAGACGAUGCAUUCUUACAAGAAGGGCGCAACUUCUUUGCACAGUUUGACACAGGUGAUGUCUUCCUGAGCUGUGAGCUUGGACUACGUGUGGUGGUGUCAGUCAAAUCGCAUGACUGUAUUAUCAACCAAUCUGAACCUUUUUGCACUGGACAUGGAGAAUGUGUCACAGUGCCUUUCAGUCCAUCCAAAGUGUACAUUUGUCAGUGCGAACCAUCCUAUAUUGGAGAGUACUGUGAGGAGUUUGAUGGUUGCUAUGGCAACCCUUGUCAGAAUGGGGCUAGUUGCAUUGAUAAAAAUGAUAGUGAUAGUGGCAAUAGCUACCGAUGUAAUUGCACUACUGGCUUCACUGGUCUCAACUGCUCUGAUAUACUUGGUAGUUGUAUUCCUGACCUAUGUCGUAAUGGAUCAUGUGUUACUGUAUCUCAAGAAGCUUUCAGAUGUGAUUGUGAUCAUGGAUUUGAAGGUAUUUAUUGUGAGGAAGAGAUUCAGGAGUGUGAUUCCAAUCCUUGCCAGCACAAUUCAACAUGCAUUGAUGAGAUUGGUUCUUUUACUUGCCUCUGUCCACCUGAGUAUAGUGGGACUACAUGUGAGGAGGAGAGAGAUUUCUGCUUAGAACAGCCUUGUGAAAAUGGAGCAAAUUGUAGCAGUUUCUUAGGAGGCUAUACCUGUGUUUGCAGAUCAGGAUUCACAGAUCAGAACUGUUCCACAAACAUUGAUGAGUGCCAACCAAACCUUUGUCAAAAUGGAGCUACCUGUCUUGAUGAAAUCAAUAAUUUCAGAUGUGAUUGCAGCCCUGGAUACAGCGGCCAGUUCUGCGAGACGAACAUAGACGAUUGUGCUUCUAGUCCUUGUGAGAACGAUGCAGAGUGCAUCGAUCUCAUUGAUUUCUUCUUCUGUUUAUGUCAGGAUGGCUAUACUGGUAUGACAUGUGAUGUAGAGAUUGAUGAGUGCAUAUCAGAUCCUUGCAUGAAUGAAGGCAGAUGCGUAGAUUUGGUGGAUGCCUACCAGUGUACAUGCAAUCCAGAACUCUUUGCAGGUAUCAAUUGUGAAAGUCCACUCCACAACUGCUCCUUCUACCCCUGCCAAAAUAAUGGAACCUGCCAAAUAAUUGACAGCUCAUCAUAUUCAUGCCUUUGCAUAGCCCGGUACACUGGACAAAACUGUGAAACCAACAUCCCCUUCUGUGACACACACAACUGCACCAAUGAUGCAACCUGUGUGGAGAACCCGAAUGGAUUCACAUGCCAGUGUCCAGUAGGUUACAUUGGUCAGUGGUGCGAAGUGGACAUAGAUUACUGUGGCAAUCACAAUUGCUCAAAUAACUCUACCUGUGUAGAUGAUACCACUACCUACCAAUGUCUCUGUGCCCCAGGAUUUGGAGGACAAGACUGUGAGAUAGAUGUCGAUGAGUGCAGGAGCAGUCCAUGUGCUAAUGGGGGUAUUUGCAUGGAUGAAAUCAAUGGUUAUCAGUGCAUGUGCCCUGCAGGAUAUACUUCACCAGACUGUUCCCUCAAUAUUGAUGAAUGUGAAUCAUCCCCAUGCCGAAAUGGAGGAACCUGUAUUGAUGGAGCUAAUAUGUAUACAUGUAUCUGUAGCAUUGGAUUCAAUGGAACCCAUUGUGAUAAUGAUCUAGAUCUUUGUGCCUUAGACGUUUGCCAAAAUGGUGCCCUCAGCUGCUCUGAGACAGAAGAUGGUCACAAUUACAGCUGUGUCUGUGCACCAGGUUACCAUGGACACAGCUGUGAAAUGGAGAUAAACGAGUGUGCUUCCAAUGCCUGUCUUAAUGAUGCAUUCUGUUUGGAUGAGAUCAAUUCUUAUCAAUGUUACUGCUUGCCUGGUUACGUCGGUGACCAUUGUCAAUAUGAGAUUGAUGAGUGUUUCAGUCAGCCCUGCUUACACAACAGCUCUUGCAUAGAUCUGUUCAAUAACUAUAGCUGUGUGUGCAGUGCAGGCUAUGAGGGCUAUAACUGUGAGAUCAACAUUGAUGACUGUGCUGAGAACCCUUGUCUUAAUGGAGGCUCUUGUGAGGAUGGGGUUGAUGAUUUCAACUGCAUUUGUAGUUCAGGAUAUGAAGGCAGAAAUUGUUCUGAGGACGUUGAUGAAUGUGCUUCCAACCCUUGUAUGACAAACACAACGGAGAUGUGUAUCAAUGAGAUAGAUAACUUCACCUGUGUGUGCAGUUCCGGGUUCAGGGGUCAGCUGUGUGAGGUCAACAUAGAUGAAUGUGAAGUUCAUUCAUGCGAGAACAAUGCCACAUGUAUAGAUGGUAUUGAUAGCUACAGUUGCAUCUGUGCACCAGGUUUCACUGGAUCACUGUGUGAAGUCAACAUUGAUGAGUGUUUAUCAAAUCCUUGCAAUCUUGGUACCUGCAUGGAUGAUAUCGGUGGCUACACCUGCCUAUGUCCUGCUGACUCCCGGCCGUUUGACCCUGUUUGUAAUCUCCUCCCACCAUGCACAUCCAACCCCUGCCAAAACAAUGGAACAUGCCAGGAGGCAUUGGAUUCCUAUGCCUAUAGCUGUGAAUGCGCAAUUGGUUUUGAAGGGCUAAACUGCGAAGUGAACAUUGAUGAUUGCCAAGUGGGAAACAUCAUAUGUACUAACGGAGGGACAUGUGUGGAUUUGAUUGCGGAUUUUCGCUGCCAAUGUCUGGCAGGUUUUGAGGGACAAUUUUGUGAAGAGAAUGUAGAUGACUGCAUUGGAAAUCUCUGUCAAUUUGACAGUGUUUGCAUUGAUGGAGUGGAGGGCUAUACAUGUUACUGUCUACCAGGUUUUACAGGGAUGUUCUGUAAUGUAACUAUACUGACUUGUAAUCAGAACCCUUGUUUAAAUGGAGGAACUUGCCAAGAUAUUGAACUGACCACCCCUACAAUUUCAAAUGGAGGGGGUGAAGGAGCUGAUUCAGUCAAUAGGAUGUUUCAGUGUGCUUGUUCCACUGGCUGGCAAGGAAUGUUCUGUGAAGUGGAGAUCAAUGAAUGUGCAUCCAACCCCUGUCUAAACAAUGCAACCUGCAUGGACUUCUUUGCUAGAUAUGUCUGUGAAUGCAGCCCAGCUUUCACAGGAGAGCAAUGUGAAGUUAACAUCGAUGAGUGCAUUAAUAAUGAGUGUGCUCAGGGGUCCACUUGCAUUGACGGCCUCCUGUCCUAUACAUGCCAAUGUACCGAUGGAUAUGAAGGCCGCUUAUGUGACCAGGAAAUAGAUGAAUGCCUGUCCUCUCCUUGCAAUCCAGAUACAAGUCUCUGUGUGGAUCUACUAGCUGGAUAUCGCUGUUUUUGUUUAAACGGUUGGGCAGGACCUAACUGUGAAAUCAAUGUUGACGAAUGCCUGAGUGAUCCAUGCCAAAAUGAAGGGACAUGUUUAGAUGGGAUUGCUGAUGUGACUUGCCUGUGUCUUCCUGGGUUUACAGGAAAACUCUGUGAGAUCGAGAUUGAUGAGUGUGACUCAGAUCCAUGCCAAAAUAAUGGAGAAUGUGUUGAUGAAAUCAAUGGAUAUGUUUGCUUUUGUCUACCAGGAUUUACAGGUGUAGAAUGUGAGAUCAACAUUGAUGAGUGCGCUUCAGAGCCUUGUUUGAGAGGAGGGACAUGUUUAGAUGGUAUCAACUCAUACCAGUGUCUCUGUCCUACUCCAUACCGUGGGGACAACUGCUCUCUUCUGCCAUGUCAGGUCUUUCCAUGUGAGAACAAUGCCAACUGCACUGACUUUGUCAAUGACCUUGAGACCUACCCACUGGGCUUCUUUUGUGCCUGUAAUACUGGAUUCAUGGGUCAGCGAUGUGAAGUGAACAUCAAUGACUGUUCUCCCAAUUCAUGCAGUGGCAAUGGCCUAUGUAUUGAUGGUAUACUUGGCUUCUCAUGUUUAUGUGAACCUGGCUGGGCUGGCAGGGAUUGUAGUCUGCCCAUUGAUGACUGUGUGGAUAAUAUGUGUCAGAAUAAUUCUACUUGUGAAGACUUGAAUCAGGCUUACCAGUGUCACUGCAUCGAAGGCUAUGAAGGAAACUUUUGUGAGAUUGAGAUAGAUGAGUGCUCUUCUGACCCAUGUUUGAAUGGAGCCACUUGCAUAGAUCACUUCAACAGAUUUGAAUGUAUCUGUCCUUCUGGUUGGAUGGGGACCACCUGUGAUCAAGAUGUUGAUGAAUGUGACUCUAAUCCUUGUCAGAACGGUGCUCGCUGUCUCAAUGGACCAGACAGGUUUAGAUGUGACUGCCAGCCUUUCUUCACAGGGACAUACUGCAAUGUGACCUUUGACCCUUGUGACCCAGGGUUCGACCAAUGUCAAAAUAAUGCAACCUGUAUCACGCAAGUGGAUGGGAGUUAUCGGUGUACCUGUUUGGAAGGCUUUGAGGGCUACAACUGUGAAGUGAACACCAAUGAAUGUGCAUCCUCACCAUGUUUGAAUGAAGCAGCAUGCUUCGAUGAAGUCGCUGGAUAUCAAUGUUUCUGUUCAAUUGGUUUUAGUGGUAUCCAUUGUGAAGAGAAUAUUGACGAUUGUCUUCCUGAUGCCUGCGCUAAUGGAGGAACCUGUGUGGAUGGUAUUAAUGGGUUCUCAUGUAAUUGUACUGCUGGAUGGAAUGGAGCCAACUGCACAGAUAAUAUCGAUGAAUGUGAAUCAGAACCCUGUCUAAAUGGAGCUACUUGUAUAGAUCGUCUCAAUAGCUAUCAAUGUGUCUGUGUUCCUGGAUAUACAGGUGUCCUGUGUGAAGAUGACAUUGAAGAAUGUCUUUCAGAGCCUUGUCUGAAUGGUGCAACCUGUGUGGAUGACAUCAACCAAUAUGAGUGUUUAUGUGUGGCUGGGUUCUCAGGUUUGAACUGUCAGGACAACAUUAAUGAUUGUCUUCCACAUCCAUGCAGUAAUGGCAGCUGCAUUGAUGAAGUGAAUGGAUACCGAUGCGAAUGUGACCCGGGCUUUCAAGGGUUCAAUUGUACCGAGGAUGUUAAUGAGUGUGAAAGCUCCCCUUGUAUGAAUGGAGGCCAGUGUAACGACCUUGUUAAUCGAUACACAUGUACAUGUGUGUUUGGAUACACAGGUUAUAAUUGUGAAUUUGACAUUGAUGUUUGCAUGGACACUGCACUCAACAUCACUCAAUGCCAGAAUGGAGCUACAUGCAUGGAUGGACAGGGACCAGCUUUCACCUGCCAGUGCUUACCUGGUUUCACAGGUGUCUACUGUGAGAUAGACAUCAAUGAGUGCAACUCGAGUCCUUGUGAAAAUGGAGCAACCUGUACUGAUCUGGUGGCAAGCUUCAUGUGCACAUGUGCAGAAGGAUGGACAGGAGUGUUGUGUAUGGAAGAUAUCAAUGAAUGCCUGUCAUCACCUUGCAUGAAUGGUGCCCUCUGUAGACAACAAGCAGCAGGAGAUGGAUACGAGUGUUACUGUGCACCAGGCUUCCAAGGAAUCAUCUGUGAAGAGGACUAUGAUGAAUGUUUAUCCAUGCCUUGCCAGAACAGUGCCCUAUGUGUUGACCGUGUUGAUGGAUACAACUGCAUAUGUAGCAGUGGGUUUACUGGUUUGGAUUGUGGGAUAGAUAUAGAUGAAUGCCUCAGUGAGCCAUGUAUGAAUAAUGGAACAUGCAGCCAAGUUGAGCCAGGGGAUUUCAUUUGCGAGUGCCCACCAGGUUUCUUUGGGACACGCUGUGAGUCAAGGGAUUUCUGCUUCAGUCAGCCUUGUGCCAAUGGAGCAUUUUGCUUCACAUGGGCUUUUGGUUUUCAGUGCAUUUGUCCAGCUGGAUUUACUGGUGUUACUUGUGAGACCAGAUUGCUGACCUCAUCUAGUAUUUCAAGCUCAAUUGCUUCAGAAUCAUCUACAUUUUCUGUGAGAGAAACACCAGUAUCUACAGUGGUAAUGAUAUCUACUUCACUCGACAGAACCUCACUGCACACUGCGAUGCAGUCAUCUAAUCAGAUGUCUUUAGAAACGUCCAUCCUUGCAACAACUUCAUUGAGAAGAGGCAGUUCAUCGGUCACAUCAGUACCUAUGCCUUCAGAAUCUUCAGGAAGUGGUUUAUCUAAUACAGUAGAUAUGAUGUCAUCCACUCAAACAACAGAGUUUUCCUCUUUUCAUUCCACAUUAGAUGAGAGUAGUGAUCUGACACGUUUUAUGUCAUCGAGUCUGAUCCCAAGUAAAAGCACAAUGGCAUCCUCUUCAACUUUUGUGUCAACAAACUUUCCAAGAAGUGAUUCUACUUUAGUGGUACCCACUAGUUUCCCUGCAGACUCAUUCCGUUCCAUGAUUAGUCCAAGUACCCCAACUAUCACCAUAGAAUCUACCAGUUUACCCUUGGUAUCUACUGAAACAGACAUGAGUCAGACUGGUGUCUUAUCAUCUCUACCUGAUACUCCAUCUCCCUCAAUGACAAGCAUUGGUCCUUCAUCAUUCACCACCCCACUCUACUCCACAAUCAUGCCAUCAGAAGUAACUAUAUCAUCAGUCACAAUUUUUCCUUCUGUUUCAUUAUCAACUACAGUCAUGCAAUUGUCUUCAUCAACUCCAUUUUCUCCAACUCUGAUGGCAUCAUCAUCCUCAAUGUUUUCUCCUGUUCCUUCACCUUCCCCGCAAGCCACUCCAUCAUUAUCAUCUUCAGUCCAAUCACAGAUCAUGAUGACACCUAGCCAAUCAGAUAUCAUGAUGACAUCAUCACUUGUGCCCCAGUCCACUAUCACCACUCAACGGCCACAAACGCAAACUGAGACUCAAACAUCAAUUUUCCAAAGCUCACAACUGUUCACUUCAAGUGUAAUGAGCUCCUCUCCACUAAUAAUGUCAUCGUUGAUUCUGUCGACCAAUAUUGUUCUUCCAUCAAUGUCUGCAUCUCUGAUGAGUAGCAAUGAUAGGUCUUUCAGUACAGAAAUGAUAAGUAAAACAUCAUCAACAUUAAUUGGACUCCCAAGUUCAUCUUUCCUCCCUGUCAGCAAAUCAUCUGAGACCACAAUAUCAUCAUCUGCUUCUGUGACCUCAUAUGACCCUUCAACUCUGACAUCAGAGUCAUCCCUUUCAAGAACACCUACUAUCACCCCAUCCAUGACAUCAUCAUAUUCAUCAGCAAUGGUCUCUGCUACACCGAGGCCCACAACAGAAGUGACAACACCUUCAUCAGAAGUGACAACACCACCCUCUACCCCCUCAACAACAAUAGAACUUUCCACUACAACCUCACCUCCAAGUACAUGUGAGACUGUUCCAUGCCUGAAUGGAGGGGUGUGUAGAAAUCAGACAUCAGGAGAGAAGCUACUUUUUGAAUGUGACUGUACCUUCAGGUUUACAGGAAGCCUCUGUGAAACAGAACGUGCUGUGCAUUUUCCCUCGUUCAAUGGAACCUCAUAUCUAGAGUAUGCUCCUCUGGAUUGGUCAUCUUCUUCAUCAAACACUAUCUUCAUCAGUAUAAAGACAGCAGCAACAGAAGGGACUGUUCUGUAUUCAGUUAGUGAUUCCUCCAGUGACUUCAUUCAUCUGUUCAUUCAAGAUAGUCAUCUAGUCUAUGAGAUGAGCUGUGGACUGGGUCAGGUUGUCAGGGUGGAGUCAAGCGUUGUCGUAGCAACAGAUGAGUUGGUGGAAGUUUUUAUCAGCCAAACAAGACCAUACAUUGCAUCCAUGAUAUGUGGGGCUACCCUCACAGUGAACAACCAAGAAACAACCAACCAAAUCUUCUCUUUCAUCUUCCCCUUGCCACUGGGCCCUCUGUACCUUGGAGGUACUCCCCAGGGUAUGGCCCCUGAUGAUCUCCCAUCACCCAUCGUAGGGUACCAGGGGUGCAUGCGAGUUCUUGAGAUCAACCAAGUUGAGAGUUUGCUGUUUGAUGAUUCAUUGGGAGGCAGGAAUAUUGAUGAAUGCGUGACCACUGAGCCUUGCUCAUAUCAGCCAUGCCGCAAUGGGGGAACCUGUUCUGUGUCACCUGAUGGCACGACAUGGUCAUGUGACUGUACUAUACCUUAUGGUGGAGUGCUGUGUGAAAGGCUAAUUGAUCAUUGUGAGGGGUCUCCUUGUCAUGCAGGAGCAUCAUGUGUAUCACUUGAUGAAGAUUUCCUGUGCUUGUGUCCAUAUGGCAGGCAAGGCAUCAUAUGCGAUGAAGUGAUCGUCAUAACCAGGCCCUCUUUCAGUGGUAUUGUAGCAGGUUAUAUGCCAUAUAUCAGGUAUGCUCGGGUCUUGAAUUGGGACUUUCUAUUGACCUUGAGGUUAAAGUUCACCGUUGAUGAUGACCAAUCAGCUAUCAGCAGCAAUCUCAUGCUUUUCUCUGGCCAAAAAGGAGAAGGAAGUAAUGGAGAUGAUUAUUUAUCUGUUGGCAUUCAAGAUGGCUACCUAUUGUUUCAUUUUGAUGUUGGUUCAGGUGAAGGAAUCUUACGAAGCCCUCAACCCAUUGACCUGACUGCACCGUUUCAUACAUUGCAGAUAGGACGUCAUAGGAGAGAAGGAUGGAUGCAGUUGGACAAUCAGUUGAAUGUCAGUGGUACCACACAAGGCCCUCUUAUUGGUCUCAAUACUUACCGUGACCUCUAUGUGGGGGGUCAUGAUACCACAGAAGUUCAUUUACUACCAGACGUGGUGGACUAUGCUGAGAGCUUCAAAGGAUGUAUUUAUGACCUUGAAAUAAACUCUGGCCUGUACGGAUCCUUUGUUGCCCCUGGCAAUCCACCUGGUCAUGUGGAUGUUGGUCUCAAUGUCGGUCAGUGCGGUCAUCCAGAGUGUGCUCUGAAUGAAUGUCAAAAUGGAGCUGAUUGUAUAGAUCUUGGAGCUUCUUAUAUAUGCAACUGUACAGCUGGAUGGAAAGGUCCUCUCUGUGCAGAUUUAAUAACCGUCUGUGAUGCAGAACACCCUACCCCUCAUGACUGCUCAGAGGGGUCCAUUUGCACACCCCUCCCUGUAGGCUUUGAGUGCCAGUGUCCUUUGGGAAAGACAGGACCAAGAUGUAAUGAAGAUAUUGUAUUCAGUGACCCACUAUUUGAGGGUUCUUUGAGCUACAUGUCUUUCACAAGAACCACCAACCUCCGCUUCCAAACUGACAUCAUGAUAGAGUUCAAACCCUUGUCAAACACUGGUCUUCUAUUCUACAUUGCCAGUCAGCUUACACCAUAUUCAGGAGAUUUUCUAGCAGUGUCUCUCACACAAGGCUAUCUUGAGCUCAGGUAUUCACUUGAUGGUCAAGGUGAUCCUGCUACUCUGAGGACAGCAAACAGAGUUGACAUCACAACAGACACCUGGUACACAGUAGAGAUCAACAGGAUCAACCAAAAUGGCAUCCUUCGCUUCAGAGAUGAAGAGAUCUACCGUAGCGCUCCAGGAAGUUUCAUCUCCCUUGAUAUCAAUACAGACAUCUUUAUUGGUGGUGCGCCCUCGCUUGAUGGUGUACAUCCAAUGGCUGUUGAGGGCGUUAUCACCAGCUAUCAAGGUUGUGUGCGCAGGGUGGUUGUUAAUGGACAGGACGUGGACUUGACAGUAUCUGGAGCAUCGGCAGGACAGAACGUUGGGGACUGCGAUGGGACAGGAUGUGGAUACAACGUGUGUAGGAACAACGGUACUUGUUCACCAGUAGAUGGCAGUGCACAAGAUUUCACUUGCCAGUGUCCAAUGCCAUUCACUGGAGCAAGGUGUGAGGUGUCUAUAAACUGUGCCAAUCAUCAGUGUUUGAAUGAUGCUAUCUGUUUACCAGACGAUGAUGCCCAGAGCUACAGCUGUGGAUGUAUGCUUGGCUGGCAAGGAACAUUCUGUGAACAGAGUGUCAACAUCACUACUGCCCGAUUCACUUCAUCCAGUCACCUUUACUUCCAAGAUGUGAACUUUGACCUUUCCAACAAAACAACGACUUCCCUCUCCUUCAACUUGAGUACAUCAACCCUUCAGGGUUUGAUCCUGUGGAAUGGAGAACCAAUCACAACAGGUGUUACUGACUAUUUAGCCAUUGGUGUCCAGAAUGGCUUCUUGAAAAUAAGCAUCAAUCUUGGACAUGAUUCAUACGGUCAUAUACUUCAUUCAGAAUUUAUAUCCGAUGGUCUUUGGCAUGCUGUGAUUAUCACCAGAUCAAGAACAUCAUUGAAAGUGUAUGUUGAUGGUGGUGAGCCCAUUUCAUCUGACAUAGGAGGUUCUUUCACUGGUUUAGACACAGAGGGUCAUUAUUAUCUAGGUGGCUUUGGAUUAUCUACUGAUAUAUUUCAAGCUACUGGAGGCCUGUAUGAUGAAGGCUAUGAAGGUUGUCUUAGGAAUCUUGUAAUCUCACAGGGAGAUCCGCCGGUCAAUUUCAUGAAUGCAGCUGAUGCCCUCAACGUCCAGUCAUGUGGCUGAUGAAAGUCUCAUGAUAGUGACGAUGAGCUAAGAACUGCGAGACGAAGCAUCGUGAUAUCAUGGAAGGUUGAAAUUUGACUAAUUUGUGCUACCCAAUACUUUAAUUUGAUUGAUAUCAAUGCAAAUUAGAUGGGUCAAAUGUAAAAAUAUUGGUAUGGUCAUUUCUGCCAUGAGUGUUGCCGUCGUUCACCUGAGCUGAAACAUGCGUAAUCACAUUGGCCAGGUUGAACUCUGAUCUAGCUGGAGUUUGAUGAGUGACCCUCAUUUACGUGUAUAUGAGGUUUGUUUGUUAGUAUACAAAUAGCAAAUGUGCAUGAGUGCUAUACAGUACAGUUUAUGCAUGAGGUGAAGGAAAGAAGCCCUGAUCAAUGAACUGUAGCCUAGAGUGUCUCUCUUUUCAUGUAUAUAUAAUAUUGUACCAUCGCACAAAUAAGAAUAUUUGCUAUUUGUGCUUUACAACACCUUGGAAAUUAGUGAAAAUUCAAAGAUUAUUAGACUUUUUCCAAGGUUAAUCCAUAGAAAUGAAAGCCAAAAGCAGUUCUUGUGCACCAGCGUGCAUUCAGUUAUUGGCCCUACGUUUAUUGUGCCAGUAUUACCUAGCGCAAUGUAUUGAAUCGCAUUGUGACAUCACCUAUCAAGCCGUGCAAUAGUAUGUGUAUGUUGCACAUGCUUGUUUUUCAAUGAUCAGUCAAAUUGGUAGAAAUUAAGCAUGUUUUCAUGCUAACUUUUCUCAACCAUGUGUCAAUCACAUUUUGCAAGUAAGGUCUCAUAUCAGAAAACAUUUUUUUUUCCAAAUAGAUAGCAGCAAAAAAUUACAAUGAAUUAUGGUUCUGUUAAUUAUAGGAUGCACUGUGUAAUAAAAACAUUUUGCUCACAAUAGCAGUUGCACAGAAUUAAACAUACUCAAAACAUUUAAUUUAUAUUUAGUAGAAUAGUGUUAUAGUAUGCUAACUCUACACAAUAAAUAUAACUUUGCUAUUCUAUAUCCUGGCUUGGCGCAAAUUUCCACUUUCAUGAUAUCAGUACUCCAGCACUCUAGCAUAUGAGAUGAAAAAAAUGAAUACAGGCCAAAUGUGGUAGGUAGAAUUGAUGAUGCUGAAACACUAUUCUGUGAUCUUGAUACACAGAAUAUUUAAAUGAUAUGUUUAUUUCAUAUGAACAAUUAAUGUGGUGCAUGAUACUAUGUGUUCAAUGAGUUUGGUUAACAUUGCAAAUGACUUCUCAUCACUCUCUAUUCACCUUGAAGCCCUGUAACAGUGAAGUAAUGCCAAAUAGUACACGCUUCUUUGUGAAUGUCUUCCUACUACAAACUUCACAAUAAGAUUUUGAUACAUUUGAUAUUAAUUUGAGCUCUUCUUGCCUCUAGUAUGCAAAGGUCUUGUACUAAGUAUUUCACAAUGGUCCAGCUCGAGGUUUUCCGAAAUUUUAAGUGGAGUGAUAAUAAAGAUGAAGUACCAAAGUUUGGGCCAGGGUGUGAUGUGAUGGAGAAAUUGUCUUCAGUAAUUGAGCAGUUUAUGUAGAUAGGUGUAAUGAAGGGAUCAUGCGAAAAAAAAAUUGUGUAAAUUUUGCAUGCAACUUGCAAAAU